AUGGCUGACAGCGAAUCGGAUACUAGCCCGCAGAGUGAACAAAUUAAGACUUUGCCGACAGGUCCUAGGGUAGUGACAAUUUACAAAACAGAGACCGGCUUUGGUUUUAAUGUCAGAGGCCAAGUAAGUGAAGGUGGGCAGUUGCGGAGCAUCAAUGGUGAAUUAUAUGCACCUCUUCAACAUGUCAGCGCAGUUCUGGACGGCGGAGCUGCGGAGAAGGCUGGAAUUCGGAAGGGGGAUAGAAUUCUUGAAGUAAAUGGGGUGACUGUGGAAGGGGCAACACAUAAGCAAGUUGUGGAUCUAAUUAAAUCAGGGGGAGAUGUUCUCACACUCACAGUCAUAUCAGUUACUCAGCAAGAGGCAGAGAGACUGGAGCCAGCAGAGGAUCCGACAGGUUAUACGUACAUUGACUACAGUGAGAAACGAUCUCUACCCAUCUCCAUUCCGGACUAUCACUACUCAGAGAAAGCAGGCGAGCGAUAUGUGGUUUUCAAUAUUUACAUGGCUGGACGCCACCUCUGUUCGAGGAGGUAUAGGGAAUUCUCUAACCUACAUCUUAACCUAAAGAAAGAAUUCAUUGGCUUUGAUUUUCCUAAACUGCCUGGGAAGUGGCCUUUCACGUUGAGUGAACAGCAACUAGAUGCAAGGCGCCGAGGCCUGGAACAGUACCUGGAGAAAGUGUGUGCAGUUCGUGUCAUUGCCGAGAGUGACAUCAUGCAGGAGUUCCUCACUGAUCCAGAUGAUGAGCAGGGUAAUGUGUCCCCAGUAGACGUGAAAAUUCUGCUACCUGACCGAGAAGUUGUCACCGUUACCGUCCGCAAGAACUCAAACGCUGAAGAGGUGUAUGCAGCUGUCAUUGAUAAGAUUAGAAUGAACAGGAACACUGCAAAAUACUUCUAUCUUUUUGAAAUUGUUGAAUACAAUUUUGAAAGAAAACUCCAAGCCACAGAGUAUCCUCAUAAUCUAUACAUCCAGAACUACAGUACGGCAACAUCUACGUGUUUAGCUGUACGAAAAUGGCUGUUCUCCCUAUCCAGGGAGCUUAGUCUUGCUUCUGAUGAUCAAGCAAUGACAUUCAUCUUUUGGCAAGCUGUAGAUGAUGUAAAUCAAGGGCAUAUUAGAGCUGAUGACAGGCUAUAUCAACUGAAAGCUCUUCAGGAUGCAUCAAGAAAAAAUGAGUAUCUAAGGCUGGCACGCGAACUCACAGGUUAUGGGACGAUAGUAUUUCCGCAUUGUUGCUGUGAUUCUCGUAAAGAAGGACAUGUAAUUGCUUCAGUUGGAGCUGCUAGCUUUAAGUUACAAGCCUGCAGAGAGGAUGGAGCACUCGAGUCUCAAGUGGUGGAAUUUGCAUGGCCAAGCAUUAAAGAGUGGGAAGUAGAUGAUGAAGCUAUGGCUUUCUGCUUCCAGUACCAGCGUCCUGAGAAGAACCCACGCUGGGUGAAGAUUUUUACACCUUAUUACAUCUUCAUGUCCGAUUGCUUUGAGAGGAUACUGGAAGAGAACAAAUGGAUAGACACGGGUGAAUGACAGCAAGCAGUUCACUAGUUCCUGAGUGGUACUCUACAUUACUCCCAGUCAUUUGUUAGGUCACAUGUGCGAUCACUACCCAUCUGCCUGCCAAACUGACCUCAAGAGCGCACUUCUCCACGUUCGACUAAUAGGACAUCGUUUAGUAUAUUCUCACGCCCGACAAACUUGCAUAUUGCGAACACCCUGACCUUUCGCCCACAUUCAGAUUUUCCCUUCUUGGUGAAACUCUUCUAGUCUCAAUAUUAUGAGAUUAAGAAUUGCGCAGGCCAUGCUAACCUUUCCAGUUCAUAGGACUGAUUUGGUGGUUCCAUAUAACAGCAUUCAGCCCAUUUUUAUCAUGAAUAACUCUUGGAGUGAAAUUCAGAUUUACAUUCUAUUGCAUUUUUCACAAGGGCAGACUGCUUGAUGCUGAAACGACAGUUUGUGUCACAUCCAAAUUAUAACUGAUCUUGUCAGUCCCAUUGGUUGUGCCAUAACUGUAGGGCAACACAUAAUUAUGAGCAAAAAUAUUAGCACACCCACGCUAUAAAGAAAUAUUCAUACAUCAGCAUGGGCUUCAUGACAGAAGAGGCACCCAGAAAUUGAAAGAAAAGAUGAAUAAAUUACUACUGCAACAACAAGUCUUGUGAGAAUAAUGUGCCUGCACAGAGUGAAGUGCUUGCUAUGCCAACGUUCAAUGUUCGGAUGAAACUGCGUUAUUUCAGAUCUUUCUAUCCCUUGUUUCUAAUUUUGAACAUUCUUUUUUACAUAACUGGAAAAAUAAGGCAUCCACUAUAACAAAUUUAAUAGAGUAUAUCAGAUUCAAUAUAUGACCUUACAUGUUCUGGCUCCUUGUGGCUAUCCUCACAGGAACUGCAAUAAAAGGAAAUUAGCUUUACACUUUCUGGAAAUCUUAAAAUAUGUUUCAUACAAGUUAUAAUUUUCUUAUAAAAAUAGUGUUGUGUAAAAAUUUUUGGAGUAAGAUUAUAGUUUGUUAGGUCUUUCUUGUAUACAGCAUAAAAGCAUUGCUGCACAUCAUAUCUUAGGUUUUUCUUGUGUGAUAUUCAGCCGUUUAUGUUAUUGUUUAUUAAUAACGUUUGCAAGUAUAAUAUGGAAAAGGUGUUUUACUAUUCAUCAUACGAUGUUGUCAAACGUAGGCAUAAUAUACUCGUAAUUAAUAUAGAUGAGUAGUAAAUUUGAUACCUGAUAUCCAUGUUGGUUGGGUUUAGUAUCAGCUUCUAUUCUGGAGUUUACGAUGUCGAUGUUGUGUGGAGGGUGGGUUUAUAUAAUGUUGGUUGUAUUGACAAAUCUCAUGGUAAUGUAUGGUUCUACCUAAGAAUUAUAACUAUGAAAUAUAAAAUUUACUAUAACAAAGAGAACCCAAUAAAAGGUGGAUGCAAAUAUAACACAGAAACACCACCUUCAAAUGACAUUAAAAAUUUGGGAAUGGAAACUGAAAAACACUAUAUAAUUAAUAGAUGAAAAUCAGCAACAAGCCAUUAGAUUCCUAGGGAAAACAGUGUAUGAAAUAUAACAAAACAGUACAAAACAAAUUUACUACAUUAACAACAGUCAAAUAAAACAAAUGAAAGAGAAUAAUAUAAGAAUAACAGAAGCAGAUGCAGGUGGAAGAAUAAUUAUAAUAAGUAAACACAACUUACAAGAUGAAGUAACUCAGUUCAUUAACAACAAUCAAA
Messenger RNA from Cryptotermes secundus, 3206 nucleotides. It is a transcript of the gene Snx27, whose product is annotated as sorting nexin-27. Gene Ontology annotation, molecular function: protein binding; phosphatidylinositol-3-phosphate binding. Bases 1 to 1527 code for a protein of 508 amino acids. The transcript is spliced from 10 exons. Gene Ontology annotation, cellular component: early endosome. The record is from RefSeq and is a predicted model, not a curated record. NCBI's taxonomy places the organism in Eukaryota, Metazoa, Arthropoda, Insecta, Blattodea, Kalotermitidae. Gene Ontology annotation, biological process: intracellular protein transport; signal transduction.